AUGCUGAACCCCCUCCAACUGCAAGUCUUUCCGUCUUGCUACAACGCCCUGUCGUGUUCAGCAGAUGGGGAGUUGGCUCUAGCUGCAGGUGAAUUUGUCCAAAUUGCGUCUCCUAAAAAUGCGCCAGAAGGAAACAACUCCACGUCCCAGACAGCGGGUACAAGCUGGCAACUCAGUCGCUUCCGAGCGAAUACCUUCACAGUUACCGAAUGGCCGACGAUUCUCCCUCGGCCCAGGGAGUAUUUCUCUGUUGGGGCUGAACAGUCAAACAGUAUAGUUGCAGACCUAGCAUGGUCCUCCCCAGGGCUAGGCAAACACCGGCGCAGUAUUUUGGCCGUCUUGACAUCAAACCUUCUUUUGUCUUUCUACGAAAAUAGUGGAUCUCAAGGCAAAUACGCACGAGUCGCUUUGGUGAAUGAAACUCUCCGGCGGCAUUUCGAGCCCAUCAUUCCUGAUGAGGGCUUGAGAGCGAAGAAAUCGAACAUUCGCUCUUUCGCAUGGUCACCGCCUCUGAAGGUGCCUUCGCCCGAUUCUGACAGCCUUGGGGCUGAGCAUCGAUGGGGAAUCCAUCUUCUUUCGGUCACAAAUGAUGACAAUGAUGUUAUUCUCCUGCGAGUCCAACGCACAGAGGAGCAAUCCUAUUCUAUCGAAAUGCUUUCACUCACUUCCCUCCAUGACCUGGUGGGUAAUUUCCCCAUUGGCCAACCAUCCAUUCUGUCCAGUGCCAUUAAGCACCGUUUAAAAACCUCCUCUAUGUCCUAUGGCCCUUGGGUUUAUGAGGAAGUUGGCGAGGGCGAAUGGUUUGCCACUGCAAACGCGGCCUUAGUAUAUGGUACAAAACUGAAAAUUGUGAAACAAAGGAUACAAUUGAAUGUGUCCUCUGCAGGGUGUGCUAUCGGAGGCCAGUUAUCAAGCAGCUGCGAGGCGAACUCUCCCUUGCAUAUUAAGGAGAUGGACAACUUCCAAUUCAGAGGGCCGCUACAAUGGAUCUACACAGAGAAAUCCCCAGAGAUCCGUCUAGCUGCGGGAACAAUGGCAGGGAUGAUCCUGUUAACAUCGACGCGCGCUGCGUACAGUGGAAUGGAUACAAAACCACGGCAGGUUGACUUGCGAGAAUACCCAUUUUACGAUGGAGCUGGUGAAGACGUAGAUGGCAACAAACCCAGCCAUUGGGAGGCCAUCGGUGCUAUGACCACUGCAUUCGACGAAGCAUCGAACACAUGCACACUUCAUCUCGGCACAGUUGGAGGCUAUACGGCAUCCAUGGCAUUCCCCUCUAUCGAGGAACCACAGCUUUCCGCAGCUCCCUGGAAGACCCACAUCGACGAGAUCUGCGACCGGUUUGAUAUUGACCAUGAUCUCGGAGGAUUCACUGUGGCCAGAGUCUGGGGUCUCACAUCCCAUCGUGGUGUCGUUGUCGCUGCAAUCACUCGACACCCAGGUGACAUGGUGGAAUACCGAACGUCCUCAGAAGACUUAACUGUCCUUUUGUUCUCCGGAGCCAACUCCGGAUGCAAAGAACCUAAAGCUUUUCCCACAGCACGAACGGUUUUGGACACUUCACCCAGCAACCUCUCCGCUAAACGCGAUGCUGUUCUCAAAUACGUUCUGGACGUCGAUGGGCGGAAUUAUGAUGCAAGCCCGUGGAGCGGGAAGAUCCUCUACCACUAUCGGGAUUGA
This is a messenger RNA of Aspergillus terreus NIH2624, 1680 nucleotides long. RefSeq lists its product as uncharacterized. Gene Ontology annotation, biological process: transcription initiation at RNA polymerase III promoter. Gene Ontology annotation, cellular component: transcription factor TFIIIC complex. The record is from RefSeq and is a predicted model, not a curated record. Gene Ontology annotation, molecular function: histone acetyltransferase activity. NCBI's taxonomy places the organism in Eukaryota, Fungi, Ascomycota, Eurotiomycetes, Eurotiales, Aspergillaceae. The coding region runs from base 1 to 1680 and encodes 559 amino acids. The transcript is spliced from 5 exons.